Molecule: messenger RNA, 423 nt
Organism: Penicillium coprophilum
Lineage: Eukaryota; Fungi; Ascomycota; Eurotiomycetes; Eurotiales; Aspergillaceae
Product: CHY zinc finger protein
Exons: 5
Coding region: 1-423 (140 amino acids)
Biological process (GO): protein import into mitochondrial intermembrane space
Cellular component (GO): mitochondrial intermembrane space
Molecular function (GO): zinc ion binding
Source: RefSeq, a predicted model, not a curated record
AUGUGUAAACACAUUCUGAACGCCCAAGUGGCCAUCCGUUCACACUGCUGCCGAAAAUGGUUUGACUGCGCCGAAUGCCACCAAGAGAGCGAGUCGCAUAAUCUCCAGAAGAGCGCCGAGAUGAUCUUUGCCUGCAAGAAGUGCAAGAAGUGUUUCCGCAAAGACGCGGCUGAGUUCGAUGAGACGUACGCAAGAAUCUGUUCAAAAGCCAAAUGGCAGCGGGCUAAUUCUAUUUUCAGUGACGAGUACUGCCCUCACUGUGACAAUCACUUUGUCAUUGAGGCGGUCGAGCCCGAGGCGCGACUACACGUGGAGGGCGAGGAUGCUCGUAUGGACAACCGAAUGCUCAAGGACGAACGUGUUGCGCGCGACAAGGAGCGCUCCCUCUUCAAUAUUAAAGAUGUGUCGGAUCGCAUGGGCUAA